Molecule: messenger RNA, 729 nt
Organism: Fusarium verticillioides 7600
Lineage: Eukaryota; Fungi; Ascomycota; Sordariomycetes; Hypocreales; Nectriaceae
Exons: 1
Coding region: 1-729 (242 amino acids)
Source: RefSeq, a predicted model, not a curated record
AUGCUUGUCGGUGUUGACUUGUACAGCUAUACAAGCGUCACACAUGACUCGUCUAUCACAGGGACACUUCAAAAUCUCGAGGUCAAAGUUCUCACUCGUGAAACUCAACGGCCAGAAGUAAAUGGCUGGGUUCGAAGUGAAACUCACAGACUUAUACCGCCACUGUUGCAGUACUCGGCAUUCACUGGUGCGAUCCAGCCACCACGCCCGAUCGUUUUCCCACUCUCCGCGGAUCACUGCCUUAUCACACUGGUCCAGUACAACGUUGUUCGUGCCUUGCUGCAGAAUAUGUCCCUACUCUCGCUACUACAUCACCUGCCGCCAGGAUGUCGUAGUUCGUUUGGCGUUUCUGAAAUUGAUACUAUAGCGGUGAAACACAUUCCAUCGGAUCUCCAGGCAACGUCCCUGCAGCGGAUGAGAACCCCUCCUUUCUGGAUCAAUGCACUACCUUUCCCAAAGUUACGUUACAACCUGAUACUUAUGGCUGAUAGAUACGACAGCCGUGAGCUUCUUCUUGACUUGGGGCUGAGAGUUUACGAGGGGUUCAAUGACAUAGAACGAUGCGGCUUUCUGGUUUGGGGACAUCCAUGGCUUGCAACUUCCUGGGAAGUGAGCGAAGGGUUUGUGCGACGAUGGGGCUUUUUGUUAAAAGGCUGUCCGGAAGUAGUUGAUUCGGCGGAUCGUUGGAGGCGGUUGCGGGGUGAAGAAAGAUUAGUAGUUGAUGUAUAG